AUGGCCAUUCCAGAAGUCAACGCACCAAACGAAAGCCAUCAGAAUGGCGGACCUAAAGUCGCAAUUGUUGGAGCGGGGUUGACGGGUCUGAUCACGGCCCAUGGCCUCAAGAAGAAUGGAUUUGAGGUCACGGUCUUCGAGCGCGACGCGAGCAUUGAUGCGCGUCCCAGAGACUGGACGAUUCUGAUUCACUGGGGAAUGUCGACUUUGACCGAGAUGCUCCCCGACCACAUAGUCAAGAACUUUCCAAAGGCUUAUUGCAAUCCUCACCUGCAAUUCGAUGAUUGGGACGAGAGCGUCCUGGGGUACAACGCCCUUACUGGCGAGGUGUUGUUCCGGAACUCCACUCCCGGCGCCCGGCGAGUCAGCCGUCGUCGCUUCCGGGAGGUUCUGGCGGAGGACCUUGACAUCCAGUGGGGUAAAGGUCUCAAAGCGCUGGACAUCAUCGACGACGACUGUGUGCGACUUUCUUUCAAUGAUAAUUCAAACUUCGAUGCAAACUAUGUUCUGGGAACGGAUGGUGCGUCGUCAAAAGUUCGGGAGUUCCUGGUGGACGCCGAAGUUGCCAAACCGGUGCCCUCCGGCUUCAUGAUCGCCAACUGCAAUGUUAAGUACGGAGAUGAACAGAAAGUCAAUACGAUCGUGAAGGCACACUCAGUGUUUGCCUCCAUGCUUGGUUCUGGGGUUAUGGCUGGUUGUGGUGUCAUGGCUGUAAACGAUCCCAAAGACGUUGCCUCAUGGGAGACGUUCUGGGUCAAAGUCUGGAAAGGAGAGCCCGUGACUCUAGCUGGACAGGAAGCAAUUGACUUUGUCAAAAGUGACUUGGAGGGGUUUUGCGAGCCGUUCCGAUCCGCGAUAGAGUGGACACCGGACGGAAGUCUUUGCUACAUUGACGAAAUGAAGUAUUGGCUGCCGUCAGCAUGGCAAACUCAUGACGGAAAAGUCACACUCGCAGGCGACGCAGCCCAUCCGAUGCUCCCAUUCCGAGGUCAAGGUCUUCAACAUGCCAUCAUCGAUUCCGACAAGUAUGUUAAAGCCCUAAUUCUGCUGAGGAAGACUGGCGACACGGCAAUGAGAGAGGAAACCAUGACAUUGUACGGAGCUGAUGUUGUUGCACGUGGCUGCACCGCGGUUGCGCAAUCGCUCAGCGAGGCCGAGAAGGCAAUGAACAAGGACACCGUCAGCAAGAUGCUUAUGGUUACUCAAGGACACGGCAGGUCUAUUUGA
Messenger RNA from Colletotrichum chrysophilum, 1227 nucleotides. RefSeq lists its product as uncharacterized. NCBI's taxonomy places the organism in Eukaryota, Fungi, Ascomycota, Sordariomycetes, Glomerellales, Glomerellaceae. The transcript has 4 exons. Gene Ontology annotation, molecular function: FAD binding. The record is from RefSeq and is a predicted model, not a curated record. Bases 1 to 1227 code for a protein of 408 amino acids.